ACGGUUUUUGGAGAGCAAAUGAACUCCAUCACAGUGAUGUUGAGGAAGAAGUACAAGAAAUAUCUGCAAGCAAUAGUGGAGAAGAUUGUCAGUGAUACACAAGCUAACCGUACAACGAGGCUAAAACGGAUUCUUGAAGAAACAAAAGAGACUGAAGGUGAAAGCGAGAUGCGUGAAAGGAUGCAAGCUCUCCGUGCUCAGCUCUCUGAUUACAUGCACAACCUCCACGAGGUCUUUUCCAGCAGAAUAUUUGUUGCUAUUUGCCGAGGUUUCUGGGAUAGGCUGGGCCAGAUUGUGUUGAGAUUUCUUGAGAGCAGAAAGGAGAAUAGGAUUUGGUACCGUGGAUCCAGUUACGCUUUAGGGAUCCUGGACGACGUCUUCGCAUCAGAGAUGCAAAAGCUGUUAGGCAAUGCUCUCCAGGACAAGGACCUGGAUCCUCCGCAAUCAGUGAUCGACGCCCGGUCUAUCCUCUGUUGAGGGCUUGUGAGAAGAACCUUGAAUUGUUCAGAUCGAUCUCUACUCAUAAUUCUGCUGAGAAGAUCUGAAAUAUGGCCAGAGCAAUAUUUUGGUCGCAAGAGGUUGAAGCUUAUUGUUUGGUGUGCAGAAUAUAUGUAUACAGGUCGACGGCCUACAUUCUUUUUGUCCAUAGCGUGUUGUUAAUUGUUUCAAAACAUAAGAGGAAAGUUGUGUAGUGGUAAGCAAGAUUUGCUUUCCAAAGUGUAUAUGAUUAGUGUAAUUGCGUGUACUGGUUGUUCGGCAGCUGUUGAAUUCUCUAGACUUUUGGAGUUAAUUUACGUGAUAAUGACAUUUCAGGUGU
Lolium rigidum is the source of this 817-nucleotide messenger RNA. RefSeq lists its product as uncharacterized. The record is from RefSeq and is a predicted model, not a curated record. The transcript is spliced from 4 exons. Lineage: Eukaryota; Viridiplantae; Streptophyta; Magnoliopsida; Poales; Poaceae. Bases 19 to 477 code for a protein of 152 amino acids.